AUGCCUUACAAGAGAAAGUACAAGAAGGGGAACACAGCCACCAGUCAAAGAGCUACCGCUGAAGCAACUCACGAAGAGACUGUUCCGACUCAAACAGCAGUCCCCACUGCUCCUACAGCUUCACCUCCUAACACUUCGGACAUGGAUAUGAGAGGAGCCAUCCAGCUGCUUACUCAUAUCGUUGCCAACCAGGCGCAGCGACAAGAAUCAGCCCCUUGCUUAAGUGCUAAUGGUGGGUCAAAUAGUUCAAGAACUCAGGAAUUCUUGCGAAUGAAACCUCCAACUUUCACAGGGACUAAGGCUGAGGAGGAUCCACAGAACUAUAUUGAUGGCCUACAGAAAGUGUUUCGUAUUAUUCAUGUCACUGAGACUGAGGCAGCAGAAUAUGCUCCUCACAUGGUUCCCGACAUGAGGGCAACGGUUAGGAGAUUUGUACUGGGGUUGAAACCCGAAUUGUAUAGAGAUGCCAAGACUGCUGCUCAGAAUGAUAAGAUGACUAUCUCUAAGAUCUUGGCAUUUGUGCAAGGUAAUGAAGCUGAACUGAAGGAAGAGGAAGCUCUGCAGAAACAAAAGGAUAAAGAAUUCAACAAGAGGGCUAAAUCUUCAAGUAACUUUAGUCAGGGAGGAGGUAGACGGUUCUUUAAGAAUAGGUCAGCAAGACCCACUCCAUCUGCAGCUAGUGCCCCAGUCCCUAAUUUCAAAAAUGACAAGAAGCAGAACUUUAGACCAUCGAGUUCUCAUUCUCAGGCUAAUGUGGGUCAGUCAGUCUAUACUAUUCCAGCUUGUAGCAAGUGUACCAAGAGACACUUGGGUGAGUGUCGUAUGGGUACAAAUGCGUGCUAUGGUUGCGGCCAGAAGGGCCACAUUCAGAAGGACUGUCCAUCAGCCAGACAGGGUACCGGAGGUAAUGUGACGCAUUCCAUAAAUUCAACAGAUCCUCGUUACAAUCAGACCCAGCAGGGGCGUGGCACGACAAGGUCCAGCAAUACAGGCGGUGGUCAGAAACCGUUUUUUAUGCAUUGA
Molecule: messenger RNA, 1023 nt
Organism: Lycium barbarum (goji berry)
Lineage: Eukaryota; Viridiplantae; Streptophyta; Magnoliopsida; Solanales; Solanaceae
Exons: 2
Coding region: 1-1023 (340 amino acids)
Molecular function (GO): nucleic acid binding; zinc ion binding
Source: RefSeq, a predicted model, not a curated record